ACGUUUUUAAUUAUAUAAUAGAAACAAGUAUGAUUUUCACAAAAGAUUUAUCUCUGAGGGGUUAGUAGGAUUUUAAUUAGGAGAGUUUAUUUACCUCCUGGUGAUUUUUAAAAAUUGGACGAUCAGUGAUACAAAUCAUGAUUGUUGCACAUCGACUUUUGCUAAGGAGAAAUCCCAUUAGUCUCCUAACUAUAGUAUAUCGGUUGAAUCCUACAGUUUUAAAUUAAUAUCAUUUGGUAUAAAUAACUUUUCUUCAAAAACAAUCCUCAAAAUCCUUUUCCUCCACCAAAUUCUCAUAAUCUUGUAUUUUUACUCACCCCACCUACCCAUUUUUCUCUUCAAAAGAUAUAUUAACCCCACUCUAAUAAGAAAGAGGCUAGAAAAAAGAAAACUAAACUCCAUUUGUCCUCUUUGUUCCUAUCUACUUCUAUAAUGUCUUCAAAGAUCAAGAAAUGGAAUUUCGGGAAACUAUGCAUAUCCAAUGGAGCAGGUUGUAGUGGUUGCAACAAACCAAAUUUAGCAGAUAUAGUAGAACCAAAGCCCAAAAUCCCUAUUCAGACAAAUCCAUCAUCUAACAAUAUUUGUCACACUUCUACAAAUUCUUGUGAGAUCAACGGUCAUGUAUAUUCCAUGGCUGAUGAUAAAAAUGAUGAUUUUGAUCAAGAUGAUCAGACUUCCACCACAUUCUCUAUUGACAUAAGCUCCUUAUCUCCACCAAGUUCUUACCAAAAUGAAAAUAAUUUGUCACAAUCAGAAGCAAAUUCAGGAUCUAGAGUUUGUACAUGUCCAGAAAUUGAUAACACCUUUGUUGUUGUCACAAAUUCGGAUGAUCCAUUUCAAGAUAACCACAUUUCCAAACCCUUCUCCAUUACUAACAUAGAUUCAUUAUCUGCACUAAAUUUUGAUCAAAAUUAUGGCACCAAUUUUUCACAGUCAGAGACGAAUUCAGAAGUUAAAAUCAGUACAUGUCAAAAAAUUGACGUCGGUCUUAUUGUCGCCAAGAAUUUGGAUGAUCCAUUUCAUGACCACCACACUUCUGUAACCUUAUCCAAUAAGACAAAACCAUUAUCUCCAUCAAAGUCAAAGCAAAAUGAUGAUAUCAAUUUGUCACGAAUUGAGGUAAAUUCAGAAUCUAAAGUCAAUACAUGCUCAAAAAUUGGCAGCAGCCUUGCUCUUGUCAAGAAUUUGGAUAAUCCAUUUCAUGAUAACCACACUUGCCCCACCCACUCCUUUAACACAAAAUUAUUAUCUCCACCUAGUUCCAAUCAAAAUGCAUGCACCAAUUUGUCACAAUCAGAAACGAAUUCUGAAUCCAAAAUUGAUACAUGUCCAAAAACUAGCAAUACUCUUGCGGUCGUGAUUAAUUCGGAUGAUCCAUUUCAAGAUUUCAAGAAAUCCAUGCUCCAAAUGAUCUCUGAGAAAGAAAUCUAUUCAUCUGAAGAUCUAGAGGAGCUCUUGAAUUAUUUUCUAAAGUUGAAUUCUCCUUCUCAUCAUUACAUUAUCAUUCAAGCCUUCAUGGAAAUCUUGAAUAAUGAUUGAAAAGUUAUCUCAGAGGGACCUGGAAAACCGCAGCAUUCGUUGCAGUUCAAUUUAAUCUCCUUCAUUAAAAACAUAUACUUGCAAAUUUGAUAAGAUAAUCUUUUAAUUAUAUAAUAUUAUACAAAUUGUUGAAUUUCUUAUAAAUAUAAAUAAGUGAAGCUUCUUGUAUAGUGAUAAAGUUGACUAAAAUAAGAUUUUAUGUCACAAGU
Molecule: messenger RNA, 1748 nt
Organism: Capsicum annuum
Lineage: Eukaryota; Viridiplantae; Streptophyta; Magnoliopsida; Solanales; Solanaceae
Exons: 1
Coding region: 433-1539 (368 amino acids)
Biological process (GO): negative regulation of DNA-templated transcription
Source: RefSeq, a predicted model, not a curated record